Molecule: messenger RNA, 468 nt
Organism: Symbiodinium necroappetens
Lineage: Eukaryota; Dinophyceae; Suessiales; Symbiodiniaceae
Source: the annotation of a GenBank genome assembly
AUGUUUCACAGCGGUGCCAUGGAGAAGCUGCUCUCCUUGGAGCCGGCACAAUCCAAGCAGUUGGCCAACGAGGAGCUCGCCAACGAGAACGGGGUGGUCCUCGGCUUCCGUGUGAAGGGCAGGGUGACGAAGCUGUGCAAGUUGCCCAAGGACAACAAGGCGAUGGACAUCAACCUGGACUGGUUGAACCUGGUGCUGAGAUCAGCUUUGUCCUGCACCGCGGUGCAAUCCAAACAGUUGGCCAACGAGGAGCUCGCCAACGAGAACGGUGAGGACCUCGGCUUCCGUGUGAAGGGCAGGGUGACGAAGCUGUGGCAGUUGCCCAAGGACAACAAGGAGGACAUCAACCUGGACUGGUUGAACCUGGUGCUGAGCUCAGCUUUGUCCUGCACAUGUCCCCCAAAGAGUCCACGCCGCCAGUGCCCAAGGACCCAGAACCGCUUUGAGAACGUCCUCGGCCAGCAGUAA